This is a messenger RNA of Paramuricea clavata, 3921 nucleotides long. NCBI's taxonomy places the organism in Eukaryota, Metazoa, Cnidaria, Anthozoa, Malacalcyonacea, Plexauridae. The record is from the annotation of a GenBank genome assembly.
AACGCGAUGUUUCAUCUGGUACAGAAGACGUUCAAAUGAAUAACAAUCAAAUAAGCGAGGUAAUUAAAUGUUCAGGAUCUUUUCAUUAAAAAAUAUUACGAGGUGUAAUAGCUCCCCGGUUCACAGAAAGUGUGUUUUACAUGUAGACCAUGAUGCGCCGUUGUGAAUUAUUCGAAAAGACAGUUGAAACCGCAGCCCAGAAGAAACUGGAGAUUAAUAAAGAAUUUGCAGAGGAUCCUAAAGGAGGCAAAGCCACAAAGAUCGUGGACGUUGCUGGACCAACGACUACUGUUAUUGCUAGCCUUACUUGUGGCAUAACAGCUGCAAUGAGUGUUCCAACUUUAGGGGCAGCAUCGUUCGCUGCAGCGUUGGUUGCUGGUGGUACUCUUGCUGUUAAAUGUGUCGAUAAACACUUUAAACAAGCUAACGCUAAAGUAUUCGAGAAAGUUCUUGAGAGAACAAACAGCAUUUCAUCUUAUUUGAAUUGUAUCGUAAAGGACGUUGCCAAAGAAUUAUCUCGUAUUUUCGAGUCCCAGUUAUUUGAACUGCAAAGUGAUAAGCAAGUUGAAAUUUUAGCGGAGUGUGCAGUCGAUUUGAUGUUAGAUCUAAAAAAAGGCGAUACAUUCGACAGAAACACUUUACUUAAGAAAGUAUUACAAGAUGGCAACAUAAAAAAGAAAAAAAUACUUACAAGAACGAAGGAUAUUGAGUGGUCUGCUCCAAAUGUGUUUCGAAAACCUGGCUUGCGACGAAUGAUUUUUGGAAAGGAUAGCGCGGAAAUUGCGCAUUUUAUUCAACCAAAGAAAGCUUGUAAACCAUGGAAGUAUGGUUAUCGCGGCCAGUUUCUUGAAGCAAAGACAUAUGUUAUUCAAAACGACGAAGAUGAAACAUCUGCCAUGGAUGAAACCCCGCCCACGGAUGAAACCCUGCACACGGACGCAACCCCUACCAUGGAUGAAACCCAUAAUGAAGAUCCUUGCAAGUUUUGUGGAGAAUGUGUUUUUAACUAUGAAAAUUUGACCAGUGGCCAAUACUUUGGUGAGUCUGAUAUUGAUUCUCAAUACACUGAGUCGCGAGAUGAAAUUUCAACCUACCGUCCAAUACACGUUUUAAGUCAAUGUCCAAAGGUUUUGGAAUCUUUCAACCAACUUCAAGAAGAAAAUCCAUCACUGGCCAAUUUUUUGAAGAGUAAGUUGGGCCUUCCUGAGCACUAUCUUGUACAUCCCGUCUAUCGACCACAUUCACCAGGGAAAGUUCCUGACCUCCAAACUUCAGACCUUACUGGAUCAGAUUUCAGUCAUUCCGAUUUCACAAAUUCAACUCUCAAGAACUGCGAUUUCACCAAGUGUGUCAUGCUGUUUACAGAUCUAGCCGGGGCAACGUUAUCCGAUUCAAAAUUUGUUGACACCUUUAUCAGUCACAGUAACUUGGAAAAAGUCUAUGCUGAUCACUGCGAGUGGACGAAGACGUCGCUCCUUCACUCGAAUCUUAAUGGUGCAUACCUGAACUCUGUAGAGCCCAGUAUCGGUGGGAAUUGUUUUGAUGGGACCGAUAUUUCCCACGCCAUCACUGGAAAGAGAAGGAAAUCGAACUGGAGCGAAAGUAAGUAUAAACAAAAAGAUGUUCCAAACAUUGCAAUUGACGUAAUAUUUUGAAACCAAGAACUAAAACCCGAAUUCCAGUCCGAACAGUUUGUUUCAGCAAAUUGCGAGGACUUGAAAUCUGUUCCGGCCCGAAUUUAAGGUUUUAAAAUGAUAUCUCAUUCUCCUUUAUCAUUACUAAACUUUCCACUUACCAUUGAAUGCACGUAUUAGUACAAUGUCCAAAGAUUUUGAAUUCUUUCAUUGGUAAUCGCAAAAAUACCUCAUUAGUCAAUAUUUUAAAGAAAAAGUUACCCCUUCCUGAGCAUGAUCUUGCACACCCCGUAUAUCGACAAAAUUGCCAGUGGAGUUCCUGAUCUCCAAACGUCAGACCUUACCUAUGCUGGGUCAGAUUUCAGCCAUUCUCAUUCAAAUAUCAGGCGUAAUUCUCUCCUCGAGGGGAACGCGAUUUCACCAAGGGUGUCAUAUUGUUUGCAGAACAACCUCGGGCAAAGGCCUCUCGUCUAGAUAUAUCGAAUGUGGAUGGCGCAUACCUGGACCAUAGAGAGGGCACGACAAGUGGGAAUUUUUUCGAUGAGACAAAUAGUUUCAACGCUAUGUCUGGACAAAUGGGGAAAUUGAACUGCAGCGAAAGUAAGUAUAAAUAAAAAGAGGUUUUAAACAUUGACGUAAUAUUUUUAAUCCAGAAAUGAGAACCGAAAUUCUAUUCCGAAAAGUUUCUUUCAGCACACUGUGAGGACUUCAAUAUAUAUAUAUAUAUAUAUAUAUAUAUAUAUAUAUAUAUAUAUAUAUAUAUAUAUAUAUAUAUAUAUAUAUAUAUAUAUAUAUAUAUAUACAUAUAUAUAUAUAUAUAUAUAUAUAUAUACGAUUAGCAAACCUCUAAACCUCAAGUUAUUGUGUAAGAAUCACUGUUGUUACAUGUGUCUUUACUGAUGUGGAGAAUUUUUCAGUACUGACUCGAAAUAGUAUAAUACUAUCUUAAGAUGAAAACUUGUGGAAAAUAUAGAGACAAAACUACUGUUAUCACUGAUAAACAAUAGCAUUCUCACUAUUCUGUCUUUUUCUUUUGACUAAUGCAUGCAUCUAAUUUCUGGUUAUCUGUUGAUUUUUAACAGCGACAGUUUAGAAGAACAACUGGUAAAGAUGCCAUCACAUAAAAUUGAUUGGAAAAGAAUCCAGGAUUAGUUUCUGGUUAAGGUACAGUGUGUUUAGAGACAAGUAAGAAAGAUGUGUAUUAUGUAUAUUUUUUGUAUAUAUGGACCAUUUGUGGAAUUACUGGAACGUAGCAUUACACGCAUAGCCUCGACACAGAAUAGUGACCUUACAGAAGGUCUACUUCUUAGUUUGGCCUAUGAUUUUAGCGUAACCGUUGCGCAAAAUGCUGUCGUCAUGUUCCUAGCCAUGCAGUGCGCUUAUGACUAGGCAUUCACUCCCCUGAAAAUAUUCAAAAUGGCGGACGUUCAGGGAGGUGAACGCCUCUCGUUACCGCACUGGCUAGGAACAUGGCGAGUGCAUUUUGAUGGUGUAGAGGUGUAUACGCUUUUUUUGGCUGAGUCGGCCUUCUGUAAGGUGUCUGCCUAAUCUGUGGCCUCGACUAUAUUCUUUGAUUUCUUUUGGGUGUUAUUCAGUCUUGCGAAAUUUUGUCUGUUUUCGAGGCUAUGUGUGUAUAAUGCCAUGCUCCAGUAAUUCUGCAAAUGGUCUAUACCAAGUGUCAAUGUUCGUUUUUCCUGCAAGCCUCUAAAUGAACCGAAAGCCCACGCGUGGCGAUGUAAAAACGGCGAUGAAUCAGAAUUUUUCCAAUGCUAAUGGGAAACACAUUUCCCGUGUCAACUGAAAAUAUUACGCCAAAAUUUUACGGAGAAACCAUUUCAUUUAUUUUUCCGUGGGGAAAAUAACAAAACCGAAAGUGAAGAUUUGUUUUGAUCGUAAUUUUAAGAUUUAAAGCUAUAUGUAACUCGAUGUUGUCAUUUGACACUUGAAAUAAAACAAACAUCUAUGUACUGAAACUUCGGUAAAAUAGCGUUUUGUUACCCCCUUGACCGAUCAUCGGUCUCUCGGUCACAAAACCACGCUAUUUCGCUCAGCCUCAGUAAGUACAUAUAAAUUAUAAGUAAUGAAUGAAUUGAUAUGAAUUAAAUAAUGAUUUAAUUUUUGAAAAAUUGCAUGUUAGAAAAAAUUUAGCACGUAAGGGACUGGUCAUAAUUGAUCAGGGGGGUGGGGAGAUGUAAUUCAAAAUUUCAAGGAAUGAUAUUUUGUGACCCUGCUUUGCCAUAACCCGGAAAAAUAAUGCCCCCUUCCCCCUCUCUUACUCGUGUCAGUA